AUGGAAACCUCCGAAAUUUCAGGAAACCCUUCUGCCGCCCUUACUGUCAUCCCGAUUGGCUGUCCACUGGAUGGAGCAGUCCGGAGCGUUUCGACGUCGAGGAAUGAGGGAUGUCUGAUUGCGACGGCUGAUGGUGGAGUGAAUGGUAUGGAGGUUGAUGGAAGCGACACAAUAAUGGAUGAUAAAUCGGAGGAGGCCUCGUCUCAGGUGUCGGAGCGUCGGGAAGUGAGGACGGUAGAGAAACCUGUCGAGCAACCCCUCAAGCUAUCCUUUAGGGACACGGUGGCUGGACAUACGAGAAUGAUCCAUGAUUCCAUAGAUGAGAAACUCUCCAAAUCAGUUAUUAUCCGGCUCCUGGGGAAGAAAAUUGGAUAUAAUGCUCUUUUGAAUCUCAUCCAAAUCCUAUGGAGACCUACUGGGGAAUUACAAUUAGUGGAUUUGGAUAAUGAUUAUUUUCUUGCUCGUUUUGCUCUAAAGAACGACUAUCUUAACGUUCUCUCCAGUGGACCCUGUAUGGUGUAUGGUAGUUAUCUUACGGUUCAACCGUGGUCGAGAAACUUCUCCACAUCUGAGGAUCAUCCUAACACGGUUCUGGCUUGGGUGAGGCUACCUGGGCUGCCUUACAAGUAUUACACUAAGAGCCUCUUGAGGGAUAUUGCUGGUGCGCUAGGGUUAAGAAUUGAUGGACGAUACCAAUCUGUGGAGUAUGGAGGUUUCCCUACUAUAUGUUUUAAGUGCUGUAUGUAUGGCCAUGAGAAAGAUUCAUGUGGGGUGGAAGAUUGCUUGGAUGGUAAUGUUAAAACUAAAGAAGCUGAGGGAUCUUUGACUCCGGACAUAUGGUCCGUGGAUGCAGAGGAUGAAGAGCAGGCUGGGCAGGUUAACCUCCAAGCAACAAGUAGCACUACCGAGAGGUUGAAUGUGACAGGACCACCGGGGUGGUCAUCACAAAGCACUCUUUGGAUUCCUCGAGUGGCUCAAAAGGAAAAGAUGUGCAGGUUCCUGUCCCACCUAUACCCGAUAACAGUAUUGGUGAUCUCGACAACCCGGAACCCCCUUCGAAAUAUAAACAAGGUUGUGGUUUACUCUACGACUACUAGUUUGGAAAAGCUUCAAUCAACAAAUAAAACGGUGACGGUGUUGACGCAACCCAGUGCUAUACAGAUUGGAAAAUCGGGUCCGAAAAUUAUUGCUCGAACCCCCACGACAGUUAAAGGAAUUAGUAAGAAGGGCACAAAAGUUAAGAAGAAAGAUGAUAAAUUGUCGAGUAAACCUAUACUGACCGAGUGGAUUAACAACAUGAUGAAUGAGUUAAACCAAGCCAGUACGAGUUUGAACCAAAAUGUGCAGGAAUCACAAAGAAUGCAACAGGAGGGACAAUCUUCAAUUCAGUGGCAUGUCAAUACGACCUUUGAAGGGUCCGGUGAUGGUGUAGGUAACUUUUAUUUCAAGAUGUUAAACAGAUCUCAAGAACCUGAUAUAAUUGCUUUGAUGGAACCUCGAGUUAGUAGAAGUCGAGCUGAUGAGUUUGUUAGGAAGUCUGGGUAUGAAUAUUCUUUCCGUAUCAAAGCUAAUGGAUUUUUAGGAGGGAUUUGUCCCAAUAACUACGUUCGUCGUUCAGUCUGGAACCAGUUGAGAGCUUUAGAACCGGAAUCGAACAGCCUUUGGGUGCUUGGGGGAGACUUCAAUGCCAUCUCUAGUGUCGAUGAACGUCAGGGUGGUUCGAAAAGGAGAUCAGCGAUAUGUUCGAAGUUUUCGAAUUUUCUUUUUGAGACUAGUCUGUUAGACAUGGGUUUUAAUGGUCCUCGGUUCACUUGGCAUCGUGGGGAUCUCAUGCAAAGAUUGGAUUAUUGCUUGUGUAAUCAGCAUUGGAAUCGACCUUUUCAAUUCGUUAUUGCAUGGAAUGAACACUCUGAUUUUGAGAGAUUCUUACUCAACACAUGGAAUAAUGAGGUGGUGUUGGAAGAGAAUCUUAAGGAGUUUCAAGAUAAGGUGAGGAAGUGGAAUAAAGAAGUUUUUGGACUUAUCGGAAGACGCAAAACGCUCCUUCUUGCUCGCAUACGUGGUGUCGAACAAGCUCUUGAACGCUACGGUUUUUCAACAGGAGUCUUUAUGGUACCAAGAUGCCAGUGGAUUACGCAUGGUGACCGAAAUAUGCGUAAUUUCCACGCCUUCACCAUAAACCGAAAGAAACGGAAUGCCAUUUGCAUGUUGCGUUUGGAAGAUGGGGUUGGUGCAAAGAUUCGGAUAGACUCCAAGAGAGUGCAGUUGGGUUCUUUCGGAAACUCUUUACUUUUGAGAAUCGCCGGAGCACUGGGCUCGAUUUUAUGGGUAGAUUCAAGCAGCUUGAGGGAGUCUCAACUUCGUUGUUUGAUUAGACCGGUUAAUAUGGAGGAAGUGCGGCCGACUUUAUUUAUGAUGCAUCCUUUGAAGGGCUCAGGCAUAGAUGCUUAUCAAGUAGCUUUCUUUCAGAAAAAAUGGAGUGUGGUGGGAACGUCCCUUGGUAAGGCUGUUAUUGACUCUUUUGAAAACGGAUCAUUGAUUGACUAG
Molecule: messenger RNA, 2547 nt
Organism: Hibiscus syriacus
Lineage: Eukaryota; Viridiplantae; Streptophyta; Magnoliopsida; Malvales; Malvaceae
Exons: 10
Coding region: 1-2547 (848 amino acids)
Molecular function (GO): catalytic activity
Source: RefSeq, a predicted model, not a curated record